Molecule: messenger RNA, 2346 nt
Organism: Acanthopagrus latus (yellowfin seabream)
Lineage: Eukaryota; Metazoa; Chordata; Actinopteri; Spariformes; Sparidae
Gene: gmeb2
Product: glucocorticoid modulatory element binding protein 2
Exons: 10
Coding region: 346-1944 (532 amino acids)
Biological process (GO): positive regulation of transcription by RNA polymerase II
Cellular component (GO): nucleus
Molecular function (GO): RNA polymerase II cis-regulatory region sequence-specific DNA binding; DNA-binding transcription activator activity, RNA polymerase II-specific
Source: RefSeq, a predicted model, not a curated record
UUACACGAUCCUCUAAUAGACCCGACGAAGAAGAAUGACGGCGGAGCGGCAUGAAUCGUGAAUUUAAUGUAUUGUCAUGAGGAUGACAAUAAAUGUAGUACACAACGAGUGUCUAGAGUGUGAAAGAAGCUGGCGGCGUUACUGUGUUUAAAAUACAACGCUACAGGAAACAGCUGCCACUUCCAGGGAUGUAUUAGCUGUCUCUCGUUUGAGCUAGCUUACAUGUCCACAUAGAGCCAGCUUAGUGACAUAUCCUCACGUUUUCUCCACAAGACGAGGCGACAUAAAUCGGCUAACGACCGCUUUUCAGUUGAGUGUAAAAGUCCUGAAGUUCUAUUUGUCCCAAUGGCUUCAUCUGAGGUCAACAGCAUGCAGGAAAUGAGCGAGGUUGUGAUUGUCACCAUCCCAGACCCAGCAACCGAAGACCUUCCCUCUGUGGUUGAUGAGGAUAAAGCAGUGCUAAUGACUGCAGAGCUGACCGCUCAGCCAGGUGAGGACAUACUCACAGUAGCACCAGUGGAAGCCGAAGCUGAGGCCAGCAGAACAGAUUCAAUGUCAAAGGAAGAAGCAGUCAUCGGUAAUGUGACCUGCACCACUGUGAAGUUGACAGAAGAGGUCGAUGUGGAAGCUGACGUCUUUUACCCAAUCACCUGUGGAGAUGCCAAAGCCACGCUGGUCUGGAAGAAAUUUGUUUGUCCCGGGAUCAAUGUUAAAUGUGUCCAGUUCAACGAGCAGCUUAUCAGCCCGAAGGAGUUUGUGUGUUUAGCAGGGAAAUCCACCCUGAAGGACUGGAAAAGAGCCAUCCGCCUCAAUGGCACCAUGCUCAGGAAGAUCAUGGACUCGGGUGAACUGGACUUUUACCAGCACACAAAGGUUUGCUCCAACACCUGCCGCAGCACUAAGAUUGACCUGGUGGGAACUAAAGUGUCCAUCAGCAGUGACCAGUCUGCUGAGCUGGUUCCUGCCUCCCACUCAUCAGCUGACUUGAAUGGAGCCGCAGCCUCUUUGUCAGAAGUGGCAGAGGAAACUUCAGAGUGGGUCACAGCAAUCGGAGAGGACUCUGUGGCAUUCUGGCGUGCGUUGAAGGAGGCAGGGCUGCUGGUGGAGGUGGUGGAAGACUUUCAGAAGGAGCUGCAGGAGGUGCUGAAGGGGCUGCAGGAGAGAGUGUGUGACCCACCACUACAGGUCAAAGAUGCUGUUUUGCUCAACAAUAUCGUGCAGAACUUUGGGAUGUUGGACCUCGUGAAGAAGGUUCUGGCCAGUCAUAAGAGCCAGAUGGAUCGUUACAGAGAGCAGUACACUCGCAGCCUUGCAGCCUUGGAGCAGCAGUGUGAUGAGCACAGGAAGCGAGCCAAAGAGUUAAAGAGCAAAUCCCAACACCUCAACAACGUUCUGAUGACCCUAACCCCAGUCCCUGCAGCUCCUGUGCCCAAGCGCCCCCGUUUGACACGUGCCGUCUCUGGCCCAGCUGCAGUCAACGCUGCUCCCACCCAGAUCACUCUGCCCCUCAACCAGCUGACCAGCUUGCCACUGGGCAAGGUUCUGACCAUGGCAGGAGGCCAGGCAGGCACCAACCUGGGUGGGUACACUCUGCUGACCUCCGCCCUCUCUGGGUCGGAGCUGGCAGCCGACGCCUCUAACCUGACUGUGCUGUCUGCAGCGGUGGGUCAGGAGGGCGCAGCCGGUACCGGCGGCUCCACGGCGUCCACUGCCUUCGUUAAGGUGGUUGGUCCUCAGUUCCAGCUGGUGACACUGCCGGCCACGAUGCAGAGCUUGGCCACCACACAAGGCACGGCUUUACAACAGGAGGUCGGCACCAUCAGUGUGGUGGACACCAUGGCAACUGAUGCAGGCGAUUCACAAGAGGAAGGCCAGGCUGAUAGUAAAGAUGGAGGUCAGCCAGGGCAGGUUAAAGAGGAAGAUGGUGAGCAGUCAGCCAAGUAGCAUUGAGACAAAAGACAGCUGUUCUCUUCCCUGACUCCCAGCUUGUAAUCGCCCUUAUGUCAUCGUUUUAGAGCCUGGACUGAAUGUGCAUUUCCUGUGAUGGCUGACAACUCAACCACAUUUACAUUUUUACAGACCACUGCAUCCAUUGUGUUCACUUGUCAUUUAACACAACACAGCAGCCACCUUGUACGUAAUUGUCCUUUGACAUUCAAGAUGCAGAUCUGUAUGGGUGUCAGGACUGUGGAUUUCAGUACUGAUUUCACUGUAAAUAUGUUUUUGUAUAUAAUAUAUUUGAUACAGCUGUUUAUGUAGGUAUUUAUUCCAUGUAGGCUGGAAUAUGGAUAGUUGUUAAGUUUGGUAAUAAAUGCUCAGUUUUCAAAAUAAAAAUGUGCAUCAUUA